AUGGUCCAGCUUAAAUCAAACACGUCCACAUCCAAAGAUACAUCUUCCCCCUCUGACUCUUCUGCUUCGACCAAACCUGUUAUGCCAAAACUUGUAUCUGCCGAAACUGUCCUUGAAAAGCUCCAACGUCAGGACGGGGGCUUUUAUGUUGGUACACAGAAUCUCACUCCUCGAGUCGAAUAUUUUCAAGGAGGGUGUGAAGGUGAUGUUUUGAUACCAAAACACACAUCCGGUGUUGAUGAACUUACCCUGCGGGGAGUAUUCCAAAUAAGUCGUACGGACUUUUACUUCACCCCUGAUGGACAGUUUGAUCCUGCAAAUGUGUUCAAUGGAAGAUUCUCAGAUGUCAAAUUAUCAUGCCAUCUGACUGCAACUCGUCACAAAGACUUUGGCUUCUCCUUGGAUGAUUUUUCCACUAUUGUUGACAACUUGUGGGGGUUUGAGAAAUUGAUUCGACGAGAACGUGAUGCCGAAUCCUUAAGUACCAUUCAUACGGCCUUAGGUCUUGAUUCCAUCAAACUUGUUCACCAUUUAUUCACGCCAUUGAGAUCAACCGAGAGCUCAGAAGCUCAACUUGCUGGUGAUACUGAAGAUGAUGACACUUUGACCGACACCACUGCGGACCUUACAUCUGAUUUUGAUAUGGCGAACUGGCCAGUUGCAGAACGCUGCAAACCCCACCUCGCAAACCUGGUGGAAACACACACUAUCAAUCCUCUCCCAGCAUAUGGCCUUGACCGCAAACUCAUACCACCGGCCCAAUACGAGAAUAAAUUAUGUGGUGCCAUCGUUGAAGUUCAUUUCGCAUUUUUUCACCAUCACAUCAAAAAGUCCAAGCGUCACAUCUUCAAUGCUGUUCUUUGCGAUAUGAUUGUGUUGCGACCUCCAUCAAACAUGCCUUCCAGUCCACUGAAACAACGCAAACUUGGUGCUGGCCCUGCAUCUGACAUGCCUUUCAAAGGAAAGAAACAGGCUCAUAAAGGUAAAUUCUACUUUUCUCAACUGGAGCUGUGCAACGAUUCACCAUAA
Messenger RNA from Suillus discolor, 1029 nucleotides. RefSeq lists its product as uncharacterized. Lineage: Eukaryota; Fungi; Basidiomycota; Agaricomycetes; Boletales; Suillaceae. The record is from RefSeq and is a predicted model, not a curated record. The transcript is spliced from 3 exons. Bases 1 to 1029 code for a protein of 342 amino acids.